Molecule: messenger RNA, 1483 nt
Organism: Arabidopsis arenosa
Lineage: Eukaryota; Viridiplantae; Streptophyta; Magnoliopsida; Brassicales; Brassicaceae
Source: the annotation of a GenBank genome assembly
CUAGAGUCUAGAGAGAUGCUCUAAUAGUCUAAGUAAACAGAGAAAAGUCAAGUAUGGAUCAAUUAUCAUGCAACUCCCACGUUGACGACAACGACGACCUUGGUUGGACGAAAGUCGUGUCCCGGAAGCGCAAUCGGAAGCUAAAACCGGCGGAUGUAUAUGUUUCCGGUAACAUUGUUCCGAAUGAAGGUCGGAUCCUGACGGCUCAGAUACUUUCUGCCGAUAUAGAGGAUGAAUCGAACAGAGCCGGUGCAGCCAGUAAUGAGAAUCUCAAGGCAGAGAAAACUAAAAAGACAAAACCCAACAAGGAGAAGAAGAAACCGAUAGUUUCUUUGUCCGAAGCUAUGUCAAAGAUCGAUCAUUCACGUCUUAAGGCUUUCCUCGUCGUAUCAUUGAGAACUUACACAAGUGCAAUUUCCAUGGCUGAAGAUGUUUCCUUUCAAGGGUCCUUGGCCCAAGCUUAUCGAUGUGAUCAAUUGUGUGAUAUUCCUGAACCUAUCUACAAAACAUCUGUCCAUUGGAUCAAACAAGUUCCAGUAAUGACACUCUCUGGCUUCAUAGUGUGGGCGUUUCGCUGUACUCUCACUCAUUUGGAAGCACAACAAGAAGGUGUCAAUUCUGGCAAGAUUGGUGAACAACCUACUUCUCCCAAACCUCAUGUGGUAGUAUUUGUUACAUUGGCAAUGGUACUGCGUACAAGACCUGAAACUUUUACUUUUGCAUUGCGGACUAUUAGGCAGAGGCGUAUGUUUCAAGGACAGGACAAGAUUCCGCUUACAGUUUGGAUGAUGGCUCAGGCCUCCCAGGGUUAUUUAUGUGCAGGCUUGCUUUCAUGGGCGCAUAACUUGUUACCAGUAGUCGGUAAUUCGGACUGCAACCCUCAGUCAAGGGAUCUCAUCCUGCAGUUGGUUGAGAAAAUUUUGUCGGAUCCAAUGGCUUGGACAAUGCGUAGGAAUCAAGCUAUUAGGGAGAGAGAGCGACUGAUUCCACCUCCUUCAUUUGAGAUCUUGCUGCGGCUUACAUUCCCUGCUUCAUCCGCAAGAGUCAAAGCUACAGAGAGGUUUGAGGCAAUUUAUCCCUCGCUGAAAGAAGUGGCUCUUGCCGGUGCACCAGGAAGCGAGGCAAUGAAACAAGUCAUUCAACAGAUAUUCACUUUGUCUUUGAAAUUAGCUAAAGAAGAAAAUCCUGCUUUAGCCAAGGAAGCUACAGAAAUCGCUAUCUGGUGUGUGACCGAACAUGUUGAUUGCUGCAAGCAUUGGGACAAUCUCUAUAUGAGGAAUCCAGCAGCUAGUUCUGCUGUUCUAAAAAAGCUUGUGGACGAUUGGAAGAUUCAUUCCCUCAAAAUAUUUUCAUCACCGAGAAAUACUCUCACUCUCGGUCAAACUAUGAAGAGCUUCAGGCUGGAAGUAAUACCUCUUACUCUUCAAAGGCUAACUAAUUUUAUUUCAUCUCUGACUUAAAAGCUGUUGUGAUAUUUUAGAAC